This is a messenger RNA of Eupeodes corollae, 2133 nucleotides long. RefSeq names its product cytosolic carboxypeptidase 6. Gene Ontology annotation, biological process: proteolysis. Gene Ontology annotation, molecular function: zinc ion binding; metallocarboxypeptidase activity. NCBI's taxonomy places the organism in Eukaryota, Metazoa, Arthropoda, Insecta, Diptera, Syrphidae. The record is from RefSeq and is a predicted model, not a curated record.
AUUCGAUUAGAUAGGUUCAGUUAACCCUUACAAGAAAUUUUAAAUAAAAAUCUUAGCAAAAUGAUUGGAAUGGCAUGUGAUCCAUUGCAGCAUACGAGCAUGUACCAAAGACUCGAAGAGGAUAGCGAAGACAGCGAUGGAGAAGGAGGUCUGGGAAAUGUAAGUCGAGUUAUAAUCCGUCCACCGGGUCAAAGUGGAAAAGCCAAACGUGGACAUUUGUGCUUUGAUGCAGCGUUCGAGACGGGAAAUCUGGGAAGAGCAGAUUUGGUAGGAGAAUUCGAAUACGACUUAUUUCUUCGACCCGACACAUGCAACCCUCGUUUUCGGUUUUGGUUCAACUUCACUGUGGACAAUGUGAAACAAGACCAACGAGUGAUAUUCAACAUCGUCAACAUGAGUAAGAUACGAAAUCUCUUCAAUUCGGGUCUGACGCCGUUGGUGAAGUCAUCAAGUCGGCCAAAAUGGCAAAGGAUUCCCAAGAAAUACGUCUUCUACUACAGAUCUGUACUGCAUCAAAACCAUUACGUGUUGAGUUUUGCAUUUUCAUUCGACAAGGAAGACGACGUGUUCCAAUUUGCUCUGGCUCCUCCCUACAGCUAUUCUAGACUCCAGUCCUACUUGAAUGUCAUAGAAGCCAGGUCGGUGGAGAAACGAUUCACAAAAACUACAAUGAUCAAAACUUUGCAAAAUCGAAAUUUAGACCUGAUAACAGUGGAUCAUGUGCCUCGACAGCGUGGAGCUAGAAUAAAUAAGAAUUUUAUACGUGUAAUUGUAAUCUUAGCUAGAUCUCAUCCCGGCGAGGCCCCAGCUUCGUAUGUAUGCCAAGGAUUUAUUGAGUUUCUUAUUGGAAAUCAUCCGAUUGCUGUGAUUUUGAGGGAGAGUUUUGUCUUUAAAAUUAUUCCCAUGGUCAAUCCGGAUGGGGUAUUUUUGGGCAAUAAUCGAUGUAAUUUAAUUGGACAGGAUUUGAAUCGAACGUGGAAUGUUGCAACAGAGUUUUCACAUCCAACCCUAUUUGCAAUUAAAAAUAUGCUCAAAGAACUCGAUGGAUCAGAUGUAAGAUUUGAAUUAAAUUGAGUUCUACCAAUUAAGCUAAAUUUGUAUGUUUAUAUUUAUCAAGUUGAUUUUGUGAUUGACCUACAUGCACACUCCAGUCUUAAUGGGUCGUUUAUUUAUGGAAAUACCUAUGAGGACGUGUAUAGGUAUGAGAGGCAUCUAGUGUUCCCACGAUUAUUUGCAUCGAAUGCGUAUGAUUACGUGACCGAGAAUAUGAUGUUCAAUGCAGAUGAGAGGAAGGCAGGAUGUGCGAGGAGGUUUUGUUGUGAAAGAUUGAGUGAUACAGUAAAUGCUUAUACGUUGGAAGUCUCGAUGGGAGGUUAUAUCUUGAAGGAUGGCAAGACUAUGUCAUUGUAUACGGAAGAUGGAUAUUUUCGUCUAGGAAGGAAUUUAGCACGUAGUUUCCUUCAAUAUUACCGCUUUAUCAAUGUUCUUCCUGUGCCUUUGGUACCUGAAGUCCAUACCAAACGUCGGAAUCGACCUGGAACACAUCAUUCUCGAAGUAGAUCGAAAUCUCGUUACGAUGUGAAACCUCGUCCACGAACAACACGUUGUCAUGCUCCCAUAAGUUAUACAAAUCUCUCGAUUUGCUAUGAUAGUGCAUCAUCAGAAGAAGGAUCCCCUUUGAGACAGCCCAGUAGUCACUUCGGCUUUCGAAACUACCGUCGAAUGGCCAAUCCACCUGUCUCAACGCCAGCUAAUGAUCAAUUUUCAUUGUUAACAAUAAAAUCGGCGAAAUUUGAUAAUUUAGAAUUUUCCAAUGAACAAAGAGGGCGGAAAAGUAAUCCUCCAUCGGAUAAAUCAUCGAGAGUUGUUCAAGUGGAAACAUUAAAUGUGCCUCCUAAACCUUACUUGUCUAUAAUCGAUCUGAAUCAACUUGCCCGAAGUACCAUGAAGGAUGCAUAUGUUGGAAAUAGAUAAAAUCAAGGUUAAUUGUGGAAUAUCGACGAUAGCCAACUGUAUUUGGCCAAUUUUAGAAAAUAUUUAAAAUCUUUUGCAAAUUUUAAUAAUAUUAACAAUUUUCUUGUUAUUGUUUUUUUUUAAAUAUUGCUCAAUGAAAUAAAUAAUGUUUUCUUCAUU